UCACUAAAGGCCAUGGAUGAAAAUGAAACCAACCAGUCCCUGGUGACUAGCAACCAAUAUCCUAAAGAAGCAGUGAGAAAACGCCAAAAUUCAGCCCGGAAUUCUGUAGGAAGUGAUUCUUCUAGGUUUUCCAGGAAAAGCUUCAAACUGGAUUAUAGACUAGAGGAAGAUGUAACCAAAUCAAAGAGAGGAAAAGAUGGGAGAUUUGUUAAUCCUUGGCCAACAUGGAAAAAUCCCUCCAUUCCAAAUGUUCUUAAAUGGCUGGUAAUGGAGAAAGAUCACAGCAGCAUUCCACGUUCUAAAGAGGAACUUGACAAAGAACUCCCAGUGCUAAAGCCAUAUUUCGUCUCUGAUCCUGAAGAAGCUGGAGUGCGGGAAGCUGGCUUAAGGGUCACGUGGCUGGGACAUGCAACGGUGAUGGUGGAAAUGGAUGAGCUCAUAUUUCUAACAGAUCCCAUCUUUAGCUCUCGCGCUUCACCAUCCCAGUAUAUGGGUCCAAAGCGAUUUCGGCAGCCCCCAUGCACAAUAAGCGAACUCCCCCGGAUAGAUGCGGUCCUUAUCAGUCACAACCACUAUGACCAUCUGGACUAUGGUUCUGUCAUUGCUUUGAAUGAGCGAUUUGGUAACGAGUUGAGAUGGUUUGUGCCUUUGGGUCUCCUCGACUGGAUGCAAAAGUGUGGCUGUGAGAAUGUGAUUGAGCUGGACUGGUGGGAGGAGAAUUGUGUCCCUGGACAUGAUAAGGUCACCUUUGUCUUUACACCUUCACAGCACUGGUGUAAAAGGACUCUAAUGGAUGACAACAAGGUUCUGUGGGGCAGCUGGUCUGUCUUGGGGCCUUGGAAUCGAUUUUUUUUUGCAGGAGAUACUGGAUAUUGCACUGCAUUUGAAGAGAUAGGAAAAAGAUUUGGACCCUUUGACCUUGCAGCUAUUCCUAUUGGAGCUUAUGAACCAAGAUGGUUUAUGAAAUACCAACAUGUAGACCCAGAAGAAGCUGUAAGGAUUCACAUUGAUGUCCAAACAAAGAAAUCUGUAGCAAUUCAUUGGGGAACAUUUGCCUUGGCAUAUGAGCAUUACUUAGAGCCUCCAGUGAAACUGAGUGAAGCUUUAGAAAGAUACGGACUUAAGACUGAAGAUUUUUUUGUUUUGAAGCAUGGAGAGUCAAGAUACCUAAAUACAGAUGAUGAAAACUUUGAAUAAAUGUGAACACAGGUGCUUUUAGUGAAAAAGGCAUCAUUUGAUAUAAAUUUGAAAAUGAAAAGACU
This is a messenger RNA of Otolemur garnettii (small-eared galago), 1262 nucleotides long. It is a transcript of the gene NAPEPLD, whose product is annotated as N-acyl phosphatidylethanolamine phospholipase D. The coding region runs from base 13 to 1197 and encodes 394 amino acids. Gene Ontology annotation, molecular function: zinc ion binding; N-acylphosphatidylethanolamine-specific phospholipase D activity. Gene Ontology annotation, biological process: N-acylphosphatidylethanolamine metabolic process; N-acylethanolamine metabolic process. Gene Ontology annotation, cellular component: membrane-bounded organelle; cytoplasm. Lineage: Eukaryota; Metazoa; Chordata; Mammalia; Primates; Galagidae. The record is from RefSeq and is a predicted model, not a curated record. The transcript has 4 exons.